AUGGUGGGCGUGACGGUGCACCUUCUCGCCGGGCUCCUCUUGCUCUCGCUCGCUACGCGCUUCGUUCCCUCCACAGCCAUGGCCUCUCCCCUCCUGCGUGAGGUGCUGAGGAACGACCGGUUCGGUUGGGCGGGCGUGGUGGUGUGGCAUGUGCUGCUGGUGAUGGGGUUCAUCUUCGUCGCCCACAUCACAGAGAAGCGGCCCAACCCUCUCCGCAGCCGCCGUGGGCACUAUCGGCACGUGCUGAUCCAUCCUGUGGUGGCGGUGGCGGUGGCGGUGGCGGUGGCGGUGGCGGUGGCGGUGGCGGUGGCGGUGGCGGUGGCGGUGGCGGUGGCGGUGGCGGUGGCGGUGGCGGUCGUGGGCGCGCUCUUCCAGCUCGACCCGCGCGCAGACGCAGAGGCGUUUGCACUUCUGUACAAUUAUCUGUUCUUUGUUGUUCCAUUCUACGCGGGCCUGCACAUCACCUACAUGGACAAGAACCUCUUCCUGCGCGCCGUGGGCGACAAGGCACCUCACCUCCUCCCUCCCGGUAACUGCAAUCAGCGCCUUGUCGUGCCGAGUCGGUGGAAGACCUACACGAAGAAGGAGCUGAUUGCUUUGGCCGUUUUGCUUGGUUUCCUCCUCUUCGUGGCGUCCUGUCAAGUCAUCUUGCUGGCUCUCGAUGGCCUUUUGCUCUGGUACGCGCUGGCCUACGGGUGUGUACUGGCGGCCAUCGGCGUAGCGUCAUACAUAAUUCGAAAGACGCACGAGAUACACGUCCACCACUACCUGUUCGCUCAUGACCGGUAA
Acanthamoeba castellanii str. Neff is the source of this 789-nucleotide messenger RNA. RefSeq lists its product as uncharacterized. Lineage: Eukaryota; Discosea; Longamoebia; Acanthamoebidae. The record is from RefSeq and is a predicted model, not a curated record. The coding region runs from base 1 to 789 and encodes 262 amino acids. The transcript has 7 exons.